AUGCAAUGGCAAGCCUGUCGGGGUGAGACUUGCCGCGACUGGGGCUCUCGCUCCCAGUUUCAGGACGGGUCUGUGGCGGUGAGCAGCACCGGGCUAGUAGACCAUGCUCUGGCAAGCAGAUCCAUCGUGUCAGCGAGCUCUUGCAGCUCCUACCAGGGUGGCCCGGUCUUGUAUCAACCUGAUGGCAGCUCGACGGACUUGAGGAUGUUCAGCGAUGCCGUGGCGGGGAAGUUGCAGCUCGUGGAGGCUAGCUUGUCACAAACUGACCACGACUUGCUUGCUGCAGCCACCGUCUCCCAAAUCUUCUUUGCUGAGCUGGUGGACUCCGCACAGAGGGUGGCUGGGAAUCUCAGCAUGACUGCAACCCAGGCUUUAGAGAAGCUUCCCGCGCUGCUUUGGGCGAGGUCUGCUGACGCGCAGCUCGUGGCCUGCGUGGUGGAGCUUCAUGACAGCAUCGCCCUCUUGUUCGAGGGGGCGAAAUCCGUCCGUGCGGACUACAUCGACUUUCUCAAGUACAUGCAGUACCUGGGCCAGUGUGUACAGAUCACGGUGGACCAGCUGGUGAUGAGCUCUUUGCCCGAACCUGUCGAGGAUGAGGGCGGAAGCCUCGAGUGCCAGGCCCCACUUGAGCUUAGCGACACGGACAAGGAGUUGCAGAAGCUCCUGGAACUGGCCCUGAUGCAUCUGGAUGGCAUAUGCCGGGUCUUGGAGGAGUGCUCUGACUUCUGGCUGAUGCUACACGAGGCAGAACUGCAGCUUCGGAAGCUUGAGAAGGAGUCCACGUCGCUUUCGCAUGCCCUGCGUACACACGCUCCCGGGCUCAAUGCAGCCUCACAGAAAUUUUGUGAGCACGUUAAGUCUUUCUUUGGCGUGUACUCUGGGCUCGCGCCGCCCACUAGCAAGUCACAGCUCCCAGAAUUCAAGCGGAGCUGUUCUUGA
Messenger RNA from Symbiodinium natans, 939 nucleotides. Lineage: Eukaryota; Dinophyceae; Suessiales; Symbiodiniaceae. The record is from the annotation of a GenBank genome assembly.